CCAAAUUUCGCCUUAUUAGUGGCCUAUUCCACGAAUUAUACAAGUAUUGUCUUUCAUGCUGGUAAAUCAUUAUUAUACUAAUAAAUUCAAAUUUCUUAAGGUAGUUCUGGAAACCAUUGAUUUUUUUACAUGAUAAAUUGUGAGAAUUAUCAUCAUCACCAGACCCCACUGGUGAGGUACAGUAUUCUAUUGAUGCAAUCGAAAGCACAGAGGAGCUUCAGAUAAUAUGUUUAUGACCCAUCCUAAGACCAGUUCUCGCGAAAGCGUCAACCACGCACCAUCGAGCUACUUAAACUUUUGGUUUUCCUUAUCUUACCGAAAAAAAAUCUUCAUAUACUUACGCGUAGCCUAUAAGUUAAAUAUACCUAGUUUUUUAUAUCUAUAUUUAUGCAAACAAGUAUAUAAAUAUUUCCAAUUCUAAAUGAUUUUACUAUACCGCUAAUAACUAUCAUUCCUUACAUAUGGUUUUCAAAUAAAAUAAUAACGGCAAAGUGGUAUAAUCAAAUCAUGAGAAACAAUCGUUCUUCUAAUCGAUAACAAUUCGAAUAACUUAAAAACAUUUCAAUCUAACAAAUCCUAAUCAGAUAAACAAAUGACACGGUUCGAUUAAGCAGUGUGUAUUCAUACAGUCGGAGGGCCGAUACUAUCCGUACGCUAACAGUGAUAAAAAACAUAAUGUGGGACAAGCUAAUUAUUAUAUUUGCGUGCGCCUUAACUUAUAUAUAUUGGAAAAUAUCUCAAGAGAAAUAUAAAAAGUACAAGUUUACGUUGAAAUUCUUUAUAUUCUAUUUGUAUGCGUCAAUGUGCGCUUUCUUUGUGUGGCCAUUCUUCCUGCUUAAUCCAAAAAGUGUACACAACGCGAGAUUUGGUGCUUGGCUAAUAAAACCCAUCACAAAAUUAUAUCAAAUAGAAUUUGUACUUCGCAAUGGCGAAAUACUGACGGAGGAAAGAGGCGCGGUCAUCGUGUCCAAUCAUCAGUCGUCCCUCGAUAUAUUGGGGCUGUUCAAUAUUUGGCACGUGGUGCACAAAAUGACAGUGAUAGCUAAAAACGAGCUUUUCUACGUGUGGCCGUUUGGUUUAUCUGCUUACCUAGCUGGUGUGGUGUUUAUAGAACGAACCAACGCGAAAAACGCAUACAAGCAACUUGCCAUCACCUCUGAUGUAAUGCUUAAGGAUAAGAGUAAAAUAUGGGUAUUCCCUGAAGGUACGAGGAAUAAAGAUUACACAAAGAUGCUACCAUUCAAGAAAGGAGCUUUCACCAUGGCAGUGGCUGCACAAGCGCCUAUUAUACCCGUCGUUUUCUCUCCUUACUAUUUUAUAAAUAAAGAAAAAGGCCUUUUCGAUAAAGGCCACAUAGUAAUACAGUGCUUAGAACCGAUCAGUACUAAAGGUCUGUCACCUGAAGACAUACCAGAUCUCAUAAAUAAAUUGCAACAUAAGAUGAUGACCACAUACAAAGAAUUGACCAAGGAAGUCCUAGAUACGUUACCGGCUGAUUAUCCAUUCACGACAGUCGGAUAGCCAUAGAAAACUUUAGCAUUAUGUAUUAGCCGUAAUUGUAUUAUUAAUCAUCUCGUUUAAAAUAUUGAAAUACUAGCUUACAUAAAGAAUAACUUAAUAUGCUGUUCUAAGAAUAGGAAAGAGAAGAAUUAUUAAAUGGUAAACGGGUCUGUCGCGUAGCUUAUUAUUUUUCAUUAGAAUAACAUUCGAAGUUAAUGAGUUUUAGUUCAAAUUGUACUGAAUACUGCAAAAAAUGUUAUUCGAUUUACGUAUGAUUAAAU
Messenger RNA from Diatraea saccharalis (sugarcane borer), 1781 nucleotides. Lineage: Eukaryota; Metazoa; Arthropoda; Insecta; Lepidoptera; Crambidae. The record is from the annotation of a GenBank genome assembly.